Molecule: messenger RNA, 4304 nt
Organism: Sitophilus oryzae (rice weevil)
Lineage: Eukaryota; Metazoa; Arthropoda; Insecta; Coleoptera; Curculionidae
Exons: 20
Coding region: 172-4173 (1333 amino acids)
Source: RefSeq, a predicted model, not a curated record
GUAUUUUGUCGCAGAUGUGCGGCAGUUCGCGAGGUGUUUGCUCCUAGUAGCCACACCAUAAUAUUCUCUAAAUAUAACCAUUCCUUGUUCCUUUCUUUCAAUUCACCUUGAAGCACGCGGUUUUCAACAAGUAAAUCCGGCCUUUGGGCCGUGUGAAACGCACUUAAGAACAUGUCCACAUCAAAAUUUUUAAUAAUCUUUGCACUGUCCGCGGUUUCGCUGCAAACGACUCAAGCAGUAACCCUAUCGGAGGUCCUAGAUAUCAUCAAUGUGGCCAAAGACGUCGUUGUCAGCCUGGCAAAAGCCUGGGACAUUGUCGAUCAAAACAUCGACUUCAAUGAAGUGCCCAUACCCAUUUUGCAUCGCACGGAGAACAAGCUUUUCAGCAAGAUCGACCGCAUCCACAAUGAGCUGGAGGAUUUGGCAACCAGGGUCGACGAAAUAGGAACUCAAUCUAUGACCACCAUUCUGCACAGUCUACCAGAGCGAGUUCGUUUAGAACUGAGACUGAACGAUUUGUUAGACUAUCGUACCCGAAUAGACGCUAGUUAUCGUAGAAUGACGAAGUACGCGCUACAUCAACACGCUUACGAACAACUGACUCUGGAAGACUUUGCCAGAACUGUCAUAUCGCACGAUCCUAACUCCAUAGUACUGUUACUGGAGAGGAUGCACAGUUUUAUAGUACCUAACGGCAACGGUAUUAGCCACACGGGAUUGUUUAAACUUCUAGAUAGUAGCUUAGAGGAAGUGGAAGGAGAUAUGAUGUGCGAGGCAAAACAGAGUCCACAGCAAGUUCUCUAUAACCUCUACGAUGCCAUAGCACUUACUGAACUCAAGGGCUACACUAUGGUUCAAUUUUCCUACAUGCUACUCAGGCUAUAUGGACGAGGAAAUUUCACUAAAGAAUCUGAAAACAGCAGAGAAAGGUUUCAAGAAAGAAUAAACAGUGCCGUGCUUACUGUGAAAAACGUCAUGCAAAAUGUCAGAAGGGAUCUGUGGAACUGUGAUCCAAAAAAACACAUAAGAGGUGAAACAUAUGAAGAAAUAACAAACCUCCUGCAAGGUUACGUCCAAAACGAGGUAGACUUGAACCCAGAAGGUACCUGCAGAGAAAACUGCGCAGAAUACACCUACACCAAGAACCACGGAUGUUACGAAAACCUAUACUGUAGACAACAGAGGAACUGCAACGGAAAAAUAGUCAAUUGUCAAUUUUUCGAUUCCGACAUGUGGAUUUGCAAUGCAAGCCCAAAGUCUGGUCGACGUUACGAAUACAUCAAGUACGAAAACGGUAGAGUACUAGGAAGAGACCAAGGAUGCCCCAGGGGAACCACCAAGGUUGACAGCUGGUGGCGCUGGUUAUUCUGGCACUGUUCCUACUGCUUCUGUCUGUGCGACGAACAAGGACCCAUGUCGGACAGAUACAUCAACAUGAGAUCCGUUCUGUCAGACGUCGAGAACAAUAAGGUGGUCACAGGCCUAAGAUUCGUCAAAAAGAACCGUAUCAUACACCUACAGAUUCAGGAAGGUGAACUACUGCCUAGAUUGAACAUAAAUGCGAGUAGUCUGAGUUGGAAACCCGUGGAUGACUAUAAAAUAACAGACAGGAAAGUCUUCAAUGGACAGGACUACCACACACUUAGUUGGGAAAAGAGAAUACUAGAUUUGGACGACUUGGAAGCAGAUGACGGUUACGUUAUGACAGGUGUUCGAUUUAAAGAGAUUGGAACGCAUCUGAACUUCGAAAUAUACACUACCAAGUUCGAUUUCGAUACUGGCAAGCUCAAACCUGAACACAGCACGUGGAAGGACAAUCCCAAUACUGAUGUCUCACCUAAAAAACCUAGGACCAGAGUUUACCUGAAACAACCCGAUAUACCCACUAGAACCACUGCACCUUCCGUACCAACUUCAAAAACUGACCAAUACAUCGAAUUCACGCAUUCAGACAUUAUGAAGGACGCAGCUCAAACCACAGUGCCAUUUUUCGAUGCUCAAAAGCUGGAAUCGCUUCAAGCAGUGCCUCUAACUGGGGCAGGAAUAUUCCACAAGGGCAGGAACUCAUUUGGAGGUUUUAUAACGCCCAGAAUCAUCACUUUUGACGUCAGCAAGUACCUUAAGGCCGCUUUUCUCGAGGGCGACGAAAAACUCAACGUAGAUUUAAGUUUUAACAACUUUUUCCUAUUAAAUACACCCAAAAUGUCCAUAUCAAAAACAUUAGUGUUGUUCGCAAUGUUGGUGUGUUUGCAAUCACUCGCGGUCCAAGGAACACCAGGCUUUGGUGUUGUGGACAGUGUGAAAAAGGCUAGAACUGUGGUCCACACCCUGCUAAAAGCAUGGGAUAUCAUCGAUGGAGGCACGGAUUUCACUGAAUUGCCCCGGCUCGUUUUACAAAACAGAGAAAAAGAACUUUUUGGGAAAUUUGAUAAAAUCAACAAUCAGUUGGAACAUUUGGAGUCAAAAGUUGACGUAAUAGGAACUCAAUCGGUAACUAAUUAUCGCAAUACACCAGAAAGAUUCCGGUUAGAACUCAUACUUCACGAACUACUGGACUACCGUGCCCGAAUAAACGCGAGCUACGAAAGAAUGACGAAGUACGCGCUACAUCAACACGCUUACGAACAAUCGACUUUGGAAGAUUUUGCCAGAACUGUCAUAUCCCACGACCAAAAUUCCAUAGAACACUUGUUGGAAAGGAUGCACAGUUUUGUGGUAUCCAGUGGAAAUGGUAUCAGUGACACUGGAUUAUUUAAAGUGCUAGAAAUCUGUUUAGAAGAAGUGGGAGGAGAUAUGAUGAUGUGCGAAGCUAAACAAAGCCCACAGCAAAUUCUAUACAACAUGUACGACGCCAUAGCACUUACGGAACUCAAAGGCUUCACUAUGGUUCAAUUUUCGUACAUGCUACUCAGGCUAUAUGGACGAGGAAAUUUUACUAAAGAAUCUGAAUUGAGCAAGGAAAAGUUUCAAGAAAGAACGAACAGCGUAGUACUUACUGUGAAAAACAUCAUGAAAAAUGCCGGAAGAGACUUAUGGAACUGUGAUCCUAAAGUUCAUGUAAAAGGAAAAACAUACGAAGAGAUAACAAGCUUCAUGCAAGGCUAUGUUCAAAACGAGAUUGAUCUAAACCCAAAAGGUACUUGUGUAGAAGAGUGUGCAGAAUACACCUACACCAAGAACCACGGAUGUCACGAUAACUAUCAAUGUACGCAGCAAGGGACUUGUGACGGUAGAAUUGUCAACUGUCAAUUUUUAGAUUUUGACAUCUGGAUUUGCAACGCCAAUCCUUUGACUGGUCGUCGUUACGAAUCCAUAGAGUACGGAAAUGGAAAAAUACUAGGAAAAAAACAGGGUUGCGCCAUGGGAAUUACCAAACUUGACAGUUGGUGGCGUUGGUUCCAAUGGCCCUGUUCCUACUGCUUCUGUCUGUGCGAAGAACAAGGACCCAUAUCAGACAGAUACAUCAACAUGAGAGCCGUUCUGUCAGACAUCAAGAACAAUAAGGUGGUCACAGGACUAAGAUUCGUCAAAAAGAACCGUCUCAUACAUCUACAGAUUCAAGAAGGUGAAUUGCUGCCUAGAUUGAACAUAAAUGCGAGUAGUCUGAGUUGGAAACCUGUGGAUAACUAUAAAAUAACAGGCAGAAAAGUUUUCGAUGGGCAGGACUACCAUACACUUAGCUGGGAGAAGAGAAUACUAGAUUUGGACGACUUGGAAGCAGAUGAUGGCUACGUCAUGACCGGUGUUCGAUUCAAGGAGCUAGGAACGCAUCUGAACUUCGAAAUAUACACUACCAAAUUCGAUUUUGACACUGGCAAACUCAAACCUGAACACAGUACAUGGAAGGAUAAUCCAACUACAGAUGUCUCACAUAAAAACCCUAGGACCAAACUGAAUCUGUAUCGUCCAGAUAUACCAACUAAAACGACUACAUCUUCGGUACCAAUGUCAAAAACGAAUCAGUUCAUCGAAUUCACCCAUUCAGACAUUAGUAGCGAUGCAGCACAAACCGCAGUCCCAUUUUUUGACACUCAAAAGCUGGAAUCAGUUCGAGCAGUGCCUCUCUCUGGGGCAGGGAUAUUCCACAAGGGCAGGCGCUACUUUGGUGGUUUUAUAACGCCCAAAAUCAUCACCUUUGACGUCAGCAAGUACCUUAAUGAGGCUUUUCCUUAAAGUCAUUAAACAUCUACUUAGAAAUUAUUUUUUAAGGUUUUUUUCUUACUGUUAAUAUUACCAAGUAAUAUUAACACCGAUUUUGAUAUUGGACUUUGUUGUGUAGUGAAUUUCGUCCUGCUUAUGGUAGC